AAAAGGAGAUUCCGAAACUUCCCAAAAAAAAAGAGAAAACCCCGAAACUUACUGCUCUCUCUAAUUUGACCUCGUAGCUAGAGUUACCGGAUAAUCGGCUGAAACCCUUCGAAAAGUCACCGGCAGCUGAAUCCAAUACUGUAAGGAGUUUCUGAGUCCACGUCACUUAGUGGCUUGCAACGGCCACGUGCCGGUUAACCAACUCCAAAAUUGUUGGGUUCUCACUAGGUCAGCGUUUCUUCGUUUUUUCCCCAAACUUUUUUGGCGUACAAUUGGAAAUUUCUGUUUCCGGUUCCACCACCUUUUUUCCCCAAUUUAAUUUUCACGAGAGCUUCAUUAAUGGUCGUCUUGUGAAGCCUAAUUUCUUCAAUCAGCCGACUUUUCUGUGAAAUUGAUCAUCGUUGAAGCCUGUUCAUCGAAGAUUCUGAUUAUUUUACCUUUUGUCAGGGAAGCUGCUGUUUGUGCUCUUCGUAUAAAAAAAUUAUUUGAGGAUUUCGGAGACGAUUAUUGGUUGAGUUUUAGUAAACUUUGAGGUUAUUUUUUUGGAGUUGUAAACAUAUGUAGGGUAAUUUGGGGAGGUGGAAAAUCCCUCCUCUUAAAUGGCAGAAGAUGGUGUAUGGGGUAGUGCAUUAUCAUCAGGGUUAGCGUUAAUACUUAAUGGCGAAGAUAAGAAAACGAAUCCUCAAAAGAAUCGUCUUGUUUCAUAUCAUGAUGAUUUCGGGCACCAGUCAUUGGAAAAAACAUUGGAAUAUAUUUUUGACCUUCCUUAUCGAUCAAUUGGACCGCUGGGUGGUCUGCUGGAUGUUAAUGUAGUCCAUUCUAUUGUCAAGAGGUGUUUUCUGAAGUUUCCGACAUCUUUAAGUUCUCAACCUCCAGGUAGGGAUGGUCUUUGUAUCUUUGACCGUGGAUGUGGGCUUGUUGUUUCGAUUGACGAGUCCAGCAUAUGUGGGGAUUUGCAGAAAGUUAGCCCCCCUUUGUUCCUAGAAAGUCUGGCCAUUUUCAGCAGUGCCAGAGCAAAUGCCUGUGUGUGGGAAGGCAAAUGGAUGUAUGAAGUGAUGCUAGAAACUGCAGGGAUACAACAGCUUGGCUGGGCAACAAUUUCUUGUCCUUUCACUGACCGUAUGGGAGUGGGUGAUGCUGAGGAUUCUUAUGCUUUUGAUGGUAAGAGGGUUAAAAAAUGGAAUGAGGAGGAUGAGGCAUAUGGUCAGUCAUGGGUGGUUGGUGAUGUUAUUGGAUGCUGCAUAGACUUGGAUGAGGACAGGAUACUGUUCUACAGGAAUGGUAUUCCACUUGGGGUUGCAUUUGCCGGCAUUCGAAAGAUGAAUCCUGGAUUGGGUUACUUUCCUGCGGUCUCCCUAUCUCAGGGUGAAAGGUGUGAUUUGAAUUUUGGUGCGCGGCUCUUCAAGUAUCCAAUCGAAGGCUUCCUUCCUCUACAAAAUCCUCCAUCUGCAACUUCACGUGCUUCCCAGUUGUUGCAAUGCUUAUCAAGGAUGUUGGAAAUAGAACGCAUGGAAAGGGCCGAGUUCUCGUCUAUCGAUAAAUUGAGAAGGUUUGUUCCACUGGAUGACAUUUUUCACCCUGUUGCUGAUGCAAUAUGUGACGAGUUCUUUUCUAUCUUGGAUGAAGAUGAGAAGGCCAUGGAGUAUAUAUCAUGGGGUCCAUUUUUAUCAUUUUUGAUGGAAUUAUAUGGUCUGCAUUUACCACAUGAUCAUCGGAGCUUGGACAAAGUCCUUGACAUUGUUCUAAAGUUUAGAAGCUCAACCUUGCUAUUUCAGCAUGUAAUAGGGGCCCUGUCUUACGGUUGCAAAACAGCUGCUUUGGUUUUAACCGAGUGCCCAUAUUCAGGAUCAUAUCCAUAUCUUGCACUGGCUUGCCAUUUGUUAAGAAGAGAAGAGUUGCUGGUGCUGUGGUGGAAGUUAUCUGAGUUUGAUUUCCUCCUUGAAGGUUUUCUGUCAUGGAAAUGCCCUAACAAGCAAGAUCUUCAGUUGAUGAUGCCUUCUGUUUGGUGGCCUAAUUCAUGUGAGGACAUUUCUCAUGAAAACAGUAUGAUGCUAACCACCACAGCUCUAUCGGAUGCAAUUAGCAAGAUUGAGGAGAAGCACCGAGACCUCUGUUGCCUGGUAAUCCAGUUCAUUCCACCUGUGAUGCCUCCUCAGCUUCCUGGUUCAGUUUUUAGGAAGUUCCUGCAAAAUGUGUUAGGAGCCGCAGACCGUAAUAUGACUGCUCCGGGGGUUCUAGGGAACACUGUCCUUGUUUCCUUAUAUGCUGUUAUUCUUCAUUAUCUUUCUGAAGGUUUUCCGGUGGCAGAUAUAUGUGGAUGGUCUAAGAGCCGAAGAGAUGGUGCUAAAAAGGAUAUUGGUUUUCUACAUCGGGGUGGUCAGCUCAGUUUUCCCAUUGAGUUGUUUGUCAAAAAUGAUCCAAUGAGGAUAAACAUUUCCAGAGUUGGAGGAUCAUUUAGCAAUCUGUUAGAACUGCAUUCUGUGCAGGAAAGAGAGUCUGAAGUGAUCUCUUGGGAAGAAGGCUGCAUGAAUGAUGAAGACUCUAGAGUAACACAUCUUACAAGACAGAAGCCAUGUUGCUGUUCUAGCUAUGAAAUUGAUUUCACCAGAGUCUCUCGUGAUCCAACCAGAUCCAGAGCCAAAGGUUCUAGAGGCCAUAACUCUUCCAUUCCCGAGGGAUCUGUUCAUGUUGCUUCUGAAUGCAAUCCUAGAAGUUUGAAUGAGGAAAUCGAAGAUAAACCUAGUUCAAGUGAACAUCCACACUCUCAAUUUGGGUAUCGACCAAUGCAACAAUCAAGAACAGUAACCGAAGAUAGUAACUGUUCUUCAGCAAUUUUGAGAGAGGAGGAACUUCUUGAUGUUAUGCUAUUUCUGUAUCACGUAGGGGUUGCUCCAAAUUUUAGGCAGGCAUCUUACUACAUGUCGCAUCAAUCACAAUCAAUAUCACUCUUGGAAGAAACUGAUAGACAACUAAAAGAAAGACCGUGCCAUGAGCAACAAAAGCGGCUAAAAGAGGCACGAAAUAUUUACAGGGAAGAAGUUAUUGACUGCGUGAGACACUCGACAUGGUAUCGUAUCUCUUUAUUGUCUCGAUGGAAACAGAGAGGAAUGUAUGCUUCUUGCAUGUGGAUCGUGCAAUUGCUUCUGGUGAUCAGCAAAGAUAACACCUUGUUCAGUUUCGUUCCUGAAUAUUAUCUGGAAGCUCUGGUUGAUUGCUUUCACGUUUUACGUAAAAGUGAUCCACCAUUUGUCCCUUCUUCUAUUUUUAUCAAGCAAGGACUCAGUUCAUUUGUCACCUUUGUUGUUACUCACUUCAGUGAUCCCCGGAUAUCGAGUGCAGAUAUAAAAGAUCUGCUUCUUCAAUCUAUAUCGGUAUUAGUACAGUACAAAGAAUAUUUGGUUUCUUUUGAAACCAAUCAUGCAGCUACCCACAAGAUGCCAAAAGCCUUGUUUUCAGCAUUUGAUAAUAGAUCCUGGAUCCCAGUGACUAAUAUUCUUCUAAGGUUGUGCAAAGGUUCUGGUUUCGGCUCUUCAAAACAUGGUGAGACAUCAUCCUCUUCGGUUGUUUUCCAGAGAUUGUUGCGUGAUGUAUGUGCCGAAGAUGAAGAACUAUUUGCUGCUUUCCUGAAUCGCUUAUUCAAUACCUUGAGUUGGACAAUGACAGAGUUUUCAGUAUCAAUUCGAGAAAUGCAAGAAAAGAACCAUAUUUUGGAGUUCCAACAGAGAAAAUGCAGCGCAAUUUUUGAUUUGUCUUGCAAUCUUGCUCGUAUUCUUGAGUUUUGCACGCAUGAGAUUCCUCAAGCAUUUCUUUUAGGAAAUGAUAUGCAUCUCAAAAGGUUGACCGAGUUGGUCAUCUUCACACUUAACCAGAUGACAUCAGCAACUGAUUCUGAGUUUUUUGAUUGGUCAGUGAAACGACAUGGUCAGCCUCUGGAGAAAAUAAAUCGGGGCAUGAUAUUGGCUCCUCUUGUUGGCAUCAUAGUGAAUUUGGUGGAAGCCAGUACAGAAGUUGAAUCAAGGGAACAGAAUGAUUUAAUUGAAGUUUUGGCCAGGAUGGACUGUCCGGAAACUGUUCUUUUUGGACUCCAAUAUGUGUUGGGGUUCAACUGGGCUGGUUUUUCGAAAGGGAAUGUUCACUUUGCUAAGCUGAGGCAACUUGAGGAGUUCUUAACCUGUCUUAUUUGCCGGAUGGGGUCCCGGGAUUUGGAGGCAUCUGCUUUCCUGCAAGAAUCAGAAUGUGAUGACAGUAUCUGUUGUAUCUGCUAUACUUGUGUGGCUGACGCUCAGUUCAUUCCUUGUUUACACCAAUCAUGCUAUGGAUGCAUUACUCGACAUCUCUUGAAUUGCGAGAGAUGCUUCUUUUGUAAUGCCAUAGUCGCUAAAGUCAUCAAGGACGAAUCAAAGACAGUUUGAAUUUCAAGUUUAUAUAGUUCCACUUAGUAAAUUUUUUGCUCUGAGAUCUUUACUGGUUCUAUUAUUAUCAGUUGAUCUCAGCUUGGUGGUGACUUCUCUGUUGCAAGAACUGAAGUUGCCUCAACAACGUUGGAGCUAUCUUAUGUUAUGCUUGCAGAAGAAAGGACAUCAACAUCAGCAGGGAGUAUAGUAAAGUACUCCUUUAUUAUUAGUAGUUUAGCAUAGAAAUUUAAGUUCAUUUUUCAAUUUGUAUAUAUUUAUGUAGUCGAUGUAGGAUUAAGGAUUGCCAUGGGCAGGCAGGGAAAUUAAUAAACCAUGGUAUGGAAAAUUUGUGUAGGCAUUAUGUAUAUACCAAGGAAUGGCAAGAAAAUGUUAAAGCUGUUUGUUAUUCUUGUU
Spinacia oleracea (spinach) is the source of this 4808-nucleotide messenger RNA. RefSeq names its product E3 ubiquitin-protein ligase RKP. Gene Ontology annotation, molecular function: protein binding; ubiquitin-protein transferase activity. Lineage: Eukaryota; Viridiplantae; Streptophyta; Magnoliopsida; Caryophyllales; Amaranthaceae. The record is from RefSeq and is a predicted model, not a curated record. Gene Ontology annotation, cellular component: cytoplasm. The transcript has 11 exons. The coding region runs from base 600 to 4412 and encodes 1270 amino acids.